Messenger RNA from Nothobranchius furzeri (turquoise killifish), 1004 nucleotides. RefSeq names its product FKBP prolyl isomerase 14 (gene fkbp14). Gene Ontology annotation, molecular function: calcium ion binding; peptidyl-prolyl cis-trans isomerase activity. The record is from RefSeq and is a predicted model, not a curated record. Lineage: Eukaryota; Metazoa; Chordata; Actinopteri; Cyprinodontiformes; Nothobranchiidae.
AUGAAAAUGAGCAGAAUCCGUUCGAGAAGCUGAGCUGCCACGUAAGAAACUACUGAAAAUAACAGUCUAGGCUUUACUCACACAGAUGAUAACUUUUUGCAUCUUACGAAGACUUCUGAUAGUGUCUUUGAAAUGAUGCCCUUUUCUACUUUGUUGAUAUUAUCUGUAAUAUUUGUUUUUGUCACUGGGGGAAAACUUCCCGAUCCUGAAGUUAAAAUUGAGGUGAUGCACAAACCCCUCACGUGCCAGCGCAAGUCUAAACAUGGAGACAUGCUUCUUGUUCAUUAUGAGGGGUUUCUGGAGAGCAAUGGAACCAUGUUCUUUUCCAGCCGCACCAGUGGGGACAAAAAUCCCGUCUGGUUUACUCUUGGGACCCAGGAAGUGCUCAGAGGUUGGGACAAGGGUCUGCAGGGCAUGUGUGCAGGAGAGCGCAGGAAGCUGACCGUGCCCCCAUCUCUGGCUUAUGGAAAGGAGGGAAAAGGUAAGAUUCCUCCAAGCAGCACUCUCAUCUUUGACAUUGAGCUGAUGGAGAUCCGGAAUGGUCCAAGGUCACACGAGACCUUCCGGGACAUGGAUCUCAAUGAUGACUGGAAGCUUUCCAAACAGGAGGUGAAAGAGUACCUGAAGAAGGAGUUUGAAAAGCAUGGCUACGCACCUAACGACACUGAAAACCAAGUUAUGGUUGAUGACAUCUUCAAAAACGAAGAUGAAGAUGAAGACGGUUUUAUAUCUGCCAGGGAAUUCACUUACAUACACGAUGAGCUCUGAAAGGAUUUUCUCUGCUUUGGAUCACACUUUUAGGUCAUUUAAAGAGUUUACCUCUGAAACUGUUUAACUAAACUCACGUUUUGGGCUUGUUGACAGAAUUUAUUAUGUUUUCUGUAACUAAUGAAAGAAAGCAGGAUUUCUUAAGUUCAGUAUCAUGUGUAAUGUAUUUAUUUGCAUUGAUAAAUGUCACAUCCCCUUUACUUAAGGUUGCUUAACUAAAUAUUUUUGGAAACAUG